CAGAGAGGAAAAGUGUCUGCAGUUGAAGCAGAGAAUGGAGCAGCGUGGAGCGGCUGAGGUGUUCUGGGUGCUGCUGGUCUGCUGGCUGGUAGUCGGGCCGGUGCUGGCUCAGGUCCGCCACCCUCUGCCUGUGCUGUGGAUGAUGCCCAUCAGCUCUGGGUCGGGGAGGGAGAACCUGACCGCUGCUGUAGCCCCGGCUGUCCGACUGGCUCUGCAGGACCUGAAGAGACAACCACCUCCGCUGGGAAACUAUGAGGUCCAGCUCCAGCUGCUGGACUCACAGUGUGAUCCUGCUAAAUCACUCAAAGCUCUGUUUGACGCCAUGUGGGCGGGGCCUGAGUACCUGCUGGUGUUUGGAGGGGUGUGUCCACCUGUGACGGCGCUCGUCGCUCGCUCUCUGCCAGCCUUCAACCUGGUGCAGGUAUCUUUUGCGGCCUCGUCCCCCAGCCUGUCCAACAGGAAGUGGUACAGGAACCUGUUCAGCACGGUGCCAUCAGACCGAGCUCUGAACCAGGCCACAGUGAAGCUGCUGCAGCGCUACAAGUGGACCAGAGUCGGGGUCAUCACCGAGGAAGGAGCCAGACUCUCAGAGAUGAAGCAGGAUCUGAUCAGACAGCUGCUGAAGGCCGAUGUUCAGGUUGUUUCCACACAAAGUCUCUCUGAAGACGCCUGCAGCAGCUUGAGGAAGCUGAAGGAAAGCGAUGUUCGGAUCAUCAUCGGGCAGUUUGAAGACGAUUCUGCCUCUGAGGUUUUCUGCUGUGCCUACACACUGAACAUGUUCGGAGCUCGGUACCAGUGGGUGGUUGCUGGUGGAGGAACAGCCGGAUGGAGGCCGGGCUCGCAGGUCUCUGGCUGCGCCGCCAACAGCGUGCUGACGGCUGCAGACGGAUCCAUCAGGAUUCAGAUCAGACAGCUCAGCCACACAAACACACCAGGAGUCUCUGGACGGACUCCUCAGGACUACCAGGACGCCUACCUCAGACAAGUGAUACAGGAGGGGUCAAAGGUCAGCCAGCUCCACACCUUCGCCUACGACGCCGUCUGGGUCGCCGCCAGAGCUCUCGGUCAGGUGAUGGAGGCUGUGAAACACAAGGAGAAAUACAGCAGCCAGAGAAACGUGAGCGUCAGCGAGGACGACGUUCAGAAGAGGCUGCUGGAGGCCGUGAAACAGACGCAGUUUGAAGGAGUCACAGGUCCAGUUUCAUUUCGGAACGGGGAGAGAAUGGCUUCUAUAGAACUGAUCCAGUUUCAAGGCAGCAGUGGCGUGUUGGUGGGAGAGUUCAGUACCGCCACCCAACAGCUGCGGCUGAUGAAUCACCUGAUGCAGUUUAAAGGUCCAAGACCAGCCAGAGACCAGACUGUGGUCGUCCUGCAGCGGCAGCAUGUCAGCCUCCUUCUGUACGGCAUCGUCUCAUCAGCUGCAGCUGUGACCAUCCUCAUCACUCUGACUGUCCUCUGCUUCAGGAUCAUCUGUCGUAAACACUGGCUGCAGAGAUGGAGCGGUGGAUCCCAGGACGAGCUGCUGCUGCUGGGCGUCCUGCUCUCCUCCUCUUCAGUCCUGAUCUCCGGUCUGGACGGAGCUCCGCUGUCCAACCGCAUAUCUGAGCUCCUCUGCUCUGUUCGUCUGUGGACUCUCUCUGUGGGACACACUGUGGGCUUCGCUGCGCUCUUCACCAAAACAUGGAGGAUUUAUUCACUCUGCAGCAUCAAACUGACGACUCGUCUACAGCAAACAGGCUAUGUGGUGCUCUGGAUGUUACUGCUGGAUGUGUUUGUUUUAACCUCCUGGCAAAUCCUGGACCCCCUCAGACGGGUGGUGCUGCAGCAUGACUUACAGAGUGACCCUGCAGAUCAGGACGUUAUUGUCCGGCCGUACUCUGAACACUGCAGCAGCAUCAACACGGAGCUGUGGCUCACUGCUGUCUACGGAUACAAAGGGCCUCUACUGGGUCUUGGGUGUUUCGUGGCCUGGAACAUCAGGACUGUGCAGGUAGAUCUUCCUGCUGACAGCGGUAAACACCUGACACUGAGUAUGUUUGCUGUGACGGUGUUCAGUGUGUCAGGAGUGUCAGGAUCACUUCUGAUAUCCCAUAAUCCUCCUGUUCAGUUCUUUCUGACCAGCGUCCUCAUCCUCUGCUGUAACAUCUUCAUCCUGAGCUGGCUGUUUGGACCAAAGUUUUUGUAUAUGUGGCUGAACGGCAGCGAGCUGCAGGAUGAAGCUGCUGAGGGAGAAGCUGAAGAGCAGCUGAGGAGGUUAAACCAGCAGCUGAAGAGUCAGACUGCACAGCUCGAUGUACAAAUAGAAACCAUCACCAUGCAACUCUCUGAAACGCCGGGGUCACCUGAACCUGACCAGAAGCUGAGAGCCGACGCCAUCAACUCUCCUGAACAUGUGCGGCGGCGUCUGUCCGUGCAGCUGCCGAUCCUCCAUCACUCCUACCUGCCCGCCAUCGGUGGCGUCAGCGCCAGCAGCUCCAGUCUGUUCGGUAGCGAGGGGGCCUUCGUUUCACCGCCACCUGCUGCUGAACACGGCGACAGCUUCCUGUACGCCACGCAACUGGAGCCACAGUACUGCUGAACCAAUCAGGCGGCCACUGAGACUUUCACUUGUGAACGUCUGUUCUGAGGAUUUGGGUCCUGUAUUCAUUUUUAUAUAUAUACAUUUAAUAUGACUUGAUUUGUAAGAAAGAUAUGAAGACAGACAUUACAUUAAAAUGUUUUUAAUGUACUAAAUGUCCUUGAAUGAUUCCUGUUUAAUCAUGUGACCAAUGAUCCCUGGAAUAUUGUGCACGCCAUGUGAGGAGAAGCUGCUCUGUGAUGUCUGUUUGCUCUUGAAGCAAAUCAAAACAGGGAAUUUCUAGAAUUACAAAGUCCAGACAAACACGAGCUUCGACCGUCUUCAGGCUGCAGUUUAACCCUGUAAACUGGUCAGACAGAGUUUGGACUGAUGAUAGA
Molecule: messenger RNA, 2955 nt
Organism: Micropterus salmoides (largemouth bass)
Lineage: Eukaryota; Metazoa; Chordata; Actinopteri; Centrarchiformes; Centrarchidae
Product: gamma-aminobutyric acid type B receptor subunit 2-like
Exons: 19
Coding region: 35-2578 (847 amino acids)
Biological process (GO): G protein-coupled receptor signaling pathway; gamma-aminobutyric acid signaling pathway
Cellular component (GO): membrane; G protein-coupled receptor heterodimeric complex
Molecular function (GO): G protein-coupled GABA receptor activity
Source: RefSeq, a predicted model, not a curated record